Messenger RNA from Vollenhovia emeryi, 3489 nucleotides. RefSeq lists its product as uncharacterized. The record is from RefSeq and is a predicted model, not a curated record. Gene Ontology annotation, molecular function: nucleic acid binding. NCBI's taxonomy places the organism in Eukaryota, Metazoa, Arthropoda, Insecta, Hymenoptera, Formicidae. Gene Ontology annotation, biological process: DNA integration. The coding region runs from base 1 to 3489 and encodes 1162 amino acids. The transcript has 2 exons.
AUGAACUGUCUUAUAUUACCUACGAUCACAGUGCAAAUCCCACAACAGAAGAUCGAACCGAAUGAAAUAUCCCUGCCUAGGGGUAUACAACUUGCGGACCCGGAUUACUGUAAGCCGGGAAAAAUCAAUCUGCUCAUAGGAGCGGGACCCUAUUGGAAACUACUCGUUGGAUCCCCGGAAAAUCAAGUCGACGGCCAGCCUUCCCUACAGGAUUCUAAAUUGGGUUGGAUCCUUGGCGGGGAGCUACGCAAUCGAAGCAACAGUUCAAAUUGCUCAUCAGCGACAUGUCUCACCAUUACGAACGAUCAACUGAGUCAACAGGUUGAGCGUUUUUGGAAAAUAGAGAACAUCCCCGAAAGUAAGCAUUACACCAAGGAAGAGAGGGAAUGUGAGAAGCAUUUCUCCGAGACUGCACACCGUAUGAAGAACGGUAGGUUCGUAGUGCGGCUGCCAAUGCGUUCGAACGUCCAACUUGGAGAAUCCAGGAAUCAAGCACAACAAAGACUAGAAGCUCUCGAACGAAGAUUGCUACGGGAUUCAGAAUUGGAGAAGGCAUACUACAGCUUUAUGGAGGACUACCAGAGGAGUGGUCAUAUGACUCAAAUUUUCGAAGGGGAAAUAGAACAAGCAAGGGAAGUAUACUACAUUCCUCAUCAUGCAGUUGUCAAACCAGACAGUUUGACUACAAAGUUGCGAGUGGUUUUUGAUGCAUCCGCAAAGACGACAUCCGGUGCAUCACUCAACGAUAAGCUUCUACCAGGACCGAACCUGCAAAGGGAUAUCUUUAAAAUCUUGCUACGAUUCCGGACGCAUCAAUACGUUAUCACAGCGGACAUCGCUCAAAUGUUCCGACAGAUACUGGUCGACACACGAGAUAGAGCACUACAACUAAUAUUAUGGAAACCAAACCCAAGGGAAGUGACGAGGAUAUACCAACUAAAUACAGUAACGUACGGUAUGGCAAGCGCGCCGUAUCACGCCAUGCGGUGUCUACAAGAACUGGCAACUCAACAUCAAGACCAAUACCCGUUAGCAGCACGUGUAAUAAAGGAAGAUUUUUACAUGGAUGACGUUCUCACCGGAGGACGGACGUAUCAGGAAGUUAUGAUAUUACAACAACAGCUAUACGAGCUUCUGAAACAAGGGCAAUUUUGGCUCCGAAAGUGGCGCUCAAAUGAGUCAAGCAUUCUGCAACAUCUAGCGGAUUGUGAGACUGGCGAGCUGUUCACGAUUGAUAAGGACGCAGUUAAAACGUUGGGACUACUUUGGGAUUCAUCGCGAGAUAGGCUACUACACGAAACGGAUUUACCUAGGCAGAAGCACUUCACGAAGAGGACCGUAUUGGCACGGAUAUCGCAAAUUUUUGAUCCGUUAGGCCUGAUACCUCGAAACGCUAAUCACAAUAACAGUUCGAGCCAAUUUGAUUUGUUUGGCUUCGGAGAUGCUUCCCAGAGUGCCCUGGGAGCAUGUUUAUAUGUCGUUUAUUCAGAUGAAGAUGGUGACUUACAUUCACACAUUCUCUGUGCUAAGUCCAGAGUGGCACCAUUGAAGACCCUUUCGUUACCACGAUUGGAGCUGGAAGCAGCCCUGCUCUUAUCACAAUUGUAUGCCACUGUUAAGGCAGCUCUGGUUGGAAGAAUUCGGCAAAUUCACUUGUGGAGUGACAGUACGAUCGUACUCGGUUGGCUCAAGAUGGAACCGCAUACACUCAAGACCUUCGUGGCCAAUAGAGUGGCUAAGAUUCAAGAAUUGACGGAGGAGGCGACUUGGGCACAUGUGCCUUCCGACGAGAAUCCUGCGGAUCUACUGUCCCGGGGGACUACAGUCGCGGACUUGCGGACUAACGCUCUCUGGUGGAACGGACCACCCCUUUGGAUCAGGGAGGGCGAUCAACAACCCAAGCGCAUGCAGUUACCGGAAACAAAUCUACCAGAGAUAAAGACAUCGGCAGUGGCUCUGAUAACCACGCAGUCUGUGAACUCAUUGUUGCACAGAUACUCAUCAUUCAGCAAGCUGUGCAGAAUCAUUGCAUACUGUCGCAGGUUUUUCACCAGAUGCAAAGGAGAUAAAUCGACGGAUAUUAACCAAAGAAACGCUCAAUCCUUAGAUAUCGGCGAGAUAAGCAAGGCAAAAACGAUAGUGCUUAGGUGGGUCCAGGAAGAGGAAUUCAAACCUGAGAUGCAAUGUUUGAAGAAGGAUCGUGUUCUACCUCGGAAGAGUCCACUCCUUUCACUUUGCCCAUUUGUCGACAAGGACGGAUUGAUUCGUGUUGGCGGCAGACUGAGACAUGCAAGCCUACCUGAAGAACAGAAGCAUCCAGUAAUCUUGCCCAGGAACCAUCACAUCACUGGGCUCAUCAUGCGAGAGGAACAUGAGAAGAUGCUACACAGCUCACCAGAACAUUUAUUACAUCACGUUAGGCAGCGAUACUGGCCUAUAAGCGGCCGAAGAUUAGCUCGGAAAACAGUAAAGGGCUGUAUACGAUGUUUUCGCUACAGGCCAGUGAUCCCGGAUACCCUUAUGGGUGAUCUGCCAAAGGAGCGCAUCACGAUGGUUGCACGACCGUUCACAGUAACCGGUGUGGAUUACGCCGGUCCCUUUCAAAUGCGUGAAAGUCGACGACGUGGUCGUAUACACGUGCAAAAAGUGUAUGUGGCGGUAUUUGUCUGUUUUAAUACCAAGGUGGUGCAUUUAGAAAUGGUAACCGACCUCACCACGGAGGCCUUUUUGGCUGCACUCGGCCGUUUCACAGCAAGGCGGGGAACAUGUGCACAAUUGUUCUCCGACAACGGAACGAACCUGGUCGGAGCGGCGAGAGAACUGCGCAGGGUUCAAGAGUUUUUGGAAAAAACGGAACCGGAAAUAACCUCUUUUCUGAAUACACAACGAAUUUCAUGGAGUUUUAUCCCACCAAGGGCUCCUCACUUCGGCGGAUUGUGGGAGGCUGCCGUCAAAAUCAUGAAGAGGCACCUUUACACGAUUACUCAGGGGAGAAUUCUUACGUUCGAGGAAUACUACACACUGAUCACCAGCAUUGAAGCCAUGUUAAACUCCCGACCUUUGACUCCCUUGACUAAUGAUCCUUCUGACCUUAACGUUCUUACUCCUGCUCACUUCCUUAUUGGAGAUCCACUCAUGCAACCAGUUCAAGUCAAUUAUCUUGAUACUCCCAAUAAUCGUCUUUCUCAUUGGCAGCAAUUACAAAAGGUUCGUCAAUUGAUGUGGCGACGCUGGCAGCAAGAAUAUCUACAAGAAUUACAGAAACGAGGCAAGUGGACCACUCCGGGUGUCAACAUUGAACGAGACACUCUGAUCUUACUCAUGGAGGAUAAUACACCACCGCUACGAUGGCCGAUGGGCAGAGUGGUUGAAACUCACCCCGGAGCAGACGGUCAGAUCCGAGUGGUAACGGUGAAAACGCAGACGGGAUGUUUCAAGAGAUCAGUGAGGAAAAUGUGUCCCCUGCCAUUGGAGGAUUGUGAUACUUAG